AUGCUCCUACAGCCGUCCAAUCAGGAGUCUGUGGAGAGGGGGCGGGACCGAAGCGGCACGACUCCGGCCUCAGCCAAUGAGGGACUGUUGUGGUGUUAUUGCAACCAUCACUGUCCUGACGACGCAGUCAACAACACCUGCUGGACGGAUGGAUACUGCUUCAGCAUGGUGGAGGAGGAGGGGGGGGUCCCGGUGCUCACCUCUGGAUGUUUGGGAAAACUGGGCUCUGAGUUCCAGUGUCGGGACAUGAAAAACUCCUUAAAUCAUCUUAAAUCUGUGGGCUGUUGUUCAAAUGAGGAUUUCUGCAACAGAUACUUGUACCCCACUCUGGCCCCGCCCGACCCACCGCUGUAUGACGACAACAUCCACUACUGGGCUUUACUGGUGUCCGUCUGCUUCGUCAUUGUGGUCGCCGUUAUCAUCUGCUGCUUUAUCAGAUACAAGCGUCAGCAGUGGCGGCCGCGCUACAGCAUGGGUCUGGAGCAGGACGAGGCCUUCAUUCCUCCUGGAGAGUCUCUGAGCAAGCUGAUAGAGCAGUCCCAAAGCUCAGGCUCAGGCUCUGGGCUCCCCCUGCUGGUGCAGAGGACCAUAGCCAAGCAGAUCCACAUGGUGAAGCAGAUUGGCAAAGGGCGUUAUGGCGAGGUGUGGAUGGGCCAAUGGAGGGGGGAGAAAGUGGCCGUCAAAGUCUUCUUCACCACAGAGGAGGCCAGCUGGUUCAGGGAGACCGAGAUCUACCAGACUGUGCUCAUGAGGCAUCAGAACAUCCUGGGCUACAUCGCUGCUGACAUCAAAGGGACGGGCUCGUGGACUCAGCUCUACCUGAUCACAGAUUACCACGAGAACGGUUCUCUGUACGACUACCUGAAGUCCACCACUCUGGACAGCGGGAGCAUGCUGCGACUGGCCUACUCCUCCAUCUCCGGACUGUGUCACCUUCACACAGAGAUCUUCGGCAUGCAGGGCAAACCGGCCAUCGCCCACCGAGACCUCAAGAGCAAGAACAUCCUGGUCAAGAGGAACGGCACCUGCUGCAUCGCUGACCUGGGGCUGGCCGUCAAGUUCAUCAGUGACACAAAUAAAGUGGACAUCCCGGCAAACACACGAGUGGGCACAAAACGCUACAUGCCCCCAGAGGUCCUGGAGGAAUCACUCAACCGCAACCACUUCCAGUCCUUCAUCAUGACCGACAUGUACAGCUAUGGACUCAUACUGUGGGAGAUCGCACGCAGAUGUGUGUCAGGAGGUAUUGUGGAGGAGUACCAGCUGCCAUAUUACGACCUGGUGCCCACAGACCCGUCCUAUGAAGACAUGAGAGAAGUGGUCUGCAUCAAGAGAUUACGACCGUCUUUCCCCAACCGCUGGACCAGUGACGAGUGUCUGAGGCAGAUCAGUAAACUGAUGAGUGAAUGUUGGGCCCAUAACCCCGCCUCCAGACUCACCGCUCUGAGGGUCAAAAAGACUUUGGCCAAAAUGUCAGAAUCUCAGGAUAUCAAGUAUGAGACGUUCACGGACCUCAUCCACGUGUGA
Molecule: messenger RNA, 1527 nt
Organism: Knipowitschia caucasica
Lineage: Eukaryota; Metazoa; Chordata; Actinopteri; Gobiiformes; Gobiidae
Source: the annotation of a GenBank genome assembly